This is a messenger RNA of Hymenoscyphus albidus, 1321 nucleotides long. NCBI's taxonomy places the organism in Eukaryota, Fungi, Ascomycota, Leotiomycetes, Helotiales, Helotiaceae. The record is from the annotation of a GenBank genome assembly.
GUGAUAUCCCCUCCAGAGCCCCAAUUGUUCCUCGAGCGCAAGCCCGCCGCUGCUGUGGCAAUGGUGCCAACCCUCUUCAUCCAGUGCCCCCGCUCUUCCUGUCCUCCUGUUCUGCCUCAGGGCUCUACUCACUUUCCAUAUUUUCCGAUGGGCGAGCUGCCACCGGACCGGAGCAUUUGUGAGGGUCUCAUUGUGUAUAGCGGUCGAGAUGGUGAUGUUCAAUGGCGUUUGGUGUUGUCUUGACGGUGGUUGAAGGUUGCUUCAUUCUCUCCGCAACCCCUGCACUUUUAGCGCCAAAUGGAAAAGAGCACUGCAAUGCGCAUCAGAGAGAGGGAGAGCUUCACUCCACUACGCGCAACUCAACUCCUGCCCCUCCCAAAUCCGCAUCACCUGCACAUCCACAAAUCUCACCAUCACCAUCACCAUGGCGUCCGUCCUGCAGUCAGUCUACAAAUGGGCAAUCCCUCUUACGGCCGUCGGCACUCUCGCGCAGGCUUCCAUCUACGAUGUCAAGGGAGGAACUAGAGCAGUCAUUUUCGAUCGCAUGAGUGGAGUUAAAGACAAGGUCGUGAACGAGGGCACCCAUUUCUUGAUUCCCUGGUUACAGAAGAGUAUCAUCUACGAUGUUCGCACGAAGCCUAGAAAUAUUUCCACGACGACGGGUAGCAAGGAUUUGCAGAUGGUGAGCUUGACGCUGAGAGUUUUACAUCGUCCGGAUGUACAGGCGUUGCCAAAGAUUUACCAGGUAUGUUAUUUUGAUAUCCCCAAUUCCAAGUGGUCCGGGAAGGAAACUGACAGUAAAUAGAAUCUUGGUCAAGAUUACGAUGAGCGUGUUCUACCAUCCAUUGGGAAUGAAGUCCUAAAAUCCAUCGUCGCCCAAUUCGACGCCGCAGAACUCAUCACCCAACGUGAAGCAGUCAGCAACAGAAUCCGUACUGAUCUUCUCAAGCGCGCGCAAGAAUUCAACAUCGCUCUCGAGGAUGUAUCAAUCACACACAUGACCUUCGGACGGGAAUUCACAAGAGCAGUCGAGCAGAAGCAAAUCGCGCAACAAGAUGCCGAGAGAGCUCGAUUCAUCGUCGAGAAGGCCGAGCAGGAGAGACAGGCCAACGUCAUCAGAGCAGAGGGAGAGGCUGAGUCCGCGGACACUAUUAGCAAGGCGGUGGCAAAGGCUGGAGAUGGUUUGAUUAUGAUCAGAAGGAUCGAGGCGAGUAGAGAGAUCGCUCAGACGCUCGCGGGUAACCCAAAUGUGACCUAUCUACCAGGUGGUGGCGAGGCAGGAAAGGAGGGAGGUGGAAAGUUUUUGCUCGGGCUAAGAUAA